Alosa sapidissima (American shad) is the source of this 11275-nucleotide messenger RNA. RefSeq names its product microtubule associated serine/threonine kinase 2 (gene mast2). Lineage: Eukaryota; Metazoa; Chordata; Actinopteri; Clupeiformes; Clupeidae. Gene Ontology annotation, molecular function: protein serine/threonine kinase activity; magnesium ion binding; protein binding. The coding region runs from base 2087 to 7567 and encodes 1826 amino acids. The transcript has 29 exons. Gene Ontology annotation, cellular component: microtubule cytoskeleton. Gene Ontology annotation, biological process: intracellular signal transduction; peptidyl-serine phosphorylation. The record is from RefSeq and is a predicted model, not a curated record.
AGGCGUGCGAGCAAUAGGGAGAGCGAGAGAGUAAAAGAACAAGUCUCAGCGCAUAGCUUAGCUCAAAAUACCACACGGCCCAAACACCUCCCACCAAAUCACUGGAGCCGUAGAGGAAGAACGGGUCACACAAAGAGGGGAGAAGAGGAGAAGCCAGCAGCAACAGAAAUCUGACGAGGAGGUUCCUUCAACAUCAAAGUCACAAACACAGGCAGUUGGCUCAGUAUGGUGCUAGCAGAUGAAUAGGGGGUGAGUGCCACUCUUGCCUCACUCUCUCAACUCCUCUUGCGUGUUUGUGUAUCUCUGUUUUUCACAAACUUGGCUUGGGGUGCAGUUGGCCGAUGUAUCGGAGGACCCCAAGCUUGACUUAGGAGGAAGAGAAUAACAAACAAAACAGGAGGAACGGAAAGACGGAUGAGGAUGCACUCUACUCUGCACCUGUUCACGUGAAACCACUGUGCUGCCAGAGUGUGGCCCGCUCAAUCUGUUCCCUUGGCCAGUCGUCGUUCUGAGCCACUCUGUCUCCCCGUGUCGGCGCAUAAGGAAGGAAUCUGCCCAUGCGGGUCUGAGUGCAGUUGUUAACUGUGACAGUGGGGUGCUUCUGCUGAUGCCUCUGGCUCAUUCCUUCUCCUGCUCAGCUCAGAGUGUGGGCUUCACACGUGUGCUCUGGUUUCCCCUCAUGUCCUAGGAAGGGAGGCUCUGGGGGAGAGAGAGGGAGAGAGACCACAAAACAGGACAUGCAUACAAAUGGAUACAAAUCAAAGACUGUUUUGUUAAAAAACAGUGCAUUUUAAAAACUGUGCAUAGAACUUAACAAUGUGGAAGUGUGGCUGUUGCCUUUGUUUUGGAGUCUGGAUGGAGAGAGAAGACUACUUUGAUGUGCCUUUUGUGCGUCAGACUAGCUCUACAGCUCUAAUUAUAUAGGCUGGAGAGAAGACUGCAUCUUCCUUAUAACCUGUGUGCGAGAACAGUGUUCUCCCUCCUUUCCUUCGAAUCCCCCAGGGGCCCCAUUGUCAUCAUUAAUGUCUACUGCAUACUGCCUGUGAGUUAUGCAGCAACAAGGGUUUCCAUAGAAAUAAAGGCAGCAGUGAGCGAGAUAAGGAGUGACAGACCUUCUUGCCUGUAGUCUUUGGGAGCUGAUGCGUGGCUGGCUGUAUGGGGAAGAGUGUUUGUAAAGGAGACGGAGGCAGGCGGGGGUGACGUGUACCUCUGCUCUGAAUGGAUGAAUGAGGAGAGCGAAUUCUCAGUAAAAGGGAGGUUAAGUUCAGGGACACAUGUGCUCCAAACUGCUCCUCGUCGCCACACAGAGACGGAUCGAGAGAGGGGAACAGUGAAAGAGAAGGAGCUGCAGGCUCUCUGACAUUCAGACUACCUUACAUAGCCAACAGCAGUGGACAGGACAGGACAGGACAGAAAACAGACGGCUGUUGAUCAGAACCUCCCUGCAGUGUUCCUGCUGUGUCUGUUCUUGGCGAGAUCAUCCUAUACUGUCAUUUACUUUGGAGCUUUAUCUAUUCAUUUUUGACAACUGUGGAAUAUUUACAGAGGAAAAAAACUGGGUAGUCCUCACUUUCUACAGAGAAAUCUUUGUGAAGUUUGAGAUUUUCAGUAAUUUGCACACAAGCGUCAAGACAAUCAGAGUCGAGGAAAAAAGUAAACUUUGAUUGAACACAUUUUGUAAACUGAAGACCAAGUUCUUUGUUCUUUUCAGUGGUCUGUCAACUUUCUUUGAAGAGGACAGUGAAAGCAGUAAGGGCUGAGGCAGAGACAGACACAGAGGAAUACGUGACUGCCAUCUGCUCUGACCUUGUCUGGUCUUACUCUAAAUGCACCAGCCAGCUCUUAGGGGAGCUCACAGCCGCUGACUCAUCUAGGAGUUCUCACUUGGCACCGUGGCCAUUUUGGCUCUUUAGGUUCAUCUACCCGUUAAUGGCAGGCUGUAGCAAACCUCUGCCACUCCAGUGGAGGAGCUGACGAGUGCCUACCUGCGUGCCCUUACUCACAGCCAGAGGUGUUUGGGUUUUCUAAGGGGGUGGUCAAGCAGCCCGUCUUGAGGGACUGAGAGAGAGACAGAGAGAGGGCCAUCAUGGAUGACUCCAGCAUCUUACGGAGAAGAGGCCUUCAGAAGGAGCUGAGCCUGCCCAGAAGAGGAAGCUUAAUCUGGCCGACUGCGCAGCACCGCUGCCAUGGCAACAGCAGCCUCCUCCAGCAGCUGUUGUCCCCCACCUCCCCUCCCUCUUGCAGGGGACCGGAGGAGCCAGCAUCCGCCCCCGUGCUGGGCCUUUCACACGGGUCCAACCCCUUCCCCUGGAGCUGUCGCACGAGCAACCGGAAGAGUCUAAUAGUGACUUCCAGUACCUCACCCACCUUACCAAGGCCCCACUCACCACUGCAUGGGCAUCCAGGGAGCAGCCCCUUGGACAGCCCACGCAAUUUCUCUCCCAACACCGCGGCCCAUUUUUCCUUUGUUCCUGCACGCAGUCACGGGCACAGGGCAGACAGGACGGAUGGCCGACGCUGGUCUCUUGCUUCUUUGCCCUCCUCAGGGUAUGGCACCAACACCCCCAGCUCCACAGUCUCUUCAUCAUGUUCAUCCCAGGAGAAGCUGCACCAGCUGCCCUUCCAGCCCACGCCCGAUGAGCUGCACUUCCUCACCAAGCACUUCAGCUCAGAGAGCAUCACUGACGAGGAGGGACGCCGCUCGCCUGCCAUGCGCCCCCGCUCACGCAGCCUCAGCCCCGGUCGCUCCCCCAUCUCUUUUGACCAUGAGAUCGUCAUGAUGAACCAUGUCUACAAGGAGCGAUUCCCAAAGGCUACCGCUCAGAUGGAGGAGCGUCUGGCGGACUUCAUGGCCUCCAAUGCCCCUGAUAAGGUGAUGCAGCUAGCAGACGGGGUUCUGAGCUUCAUCCACCACCAGCUGAUUGAGCUGUCCCGAGACUGCCUGGACAAGUCCCGUGAGGGUCUAAUCACCUCACGCUACUUCUACGAGCUACAGGAAAAUCUGGAGAAACUGCUUCAGGAUGCUCAUGAAAGGUCGGAGAGUGUGGAAGUGGCGUUUGUCACUCAGAUGGUGAAGAAGCUGAUGAUUGUGAUCGCCCGGCCUGCCCGGCUGCUGGAGUGUCUGGAGUUUGACCCAGAGGAGUUCUACCACCUCCUGGAGGCAGCUGAGGGCCAUGCCAAAGAGGGCCAGGGCAUCAAGUCUGACAUUCCCCGCUACAUCAUCAGCCAGCUGGGCCUCACCAGGGAUCCCCUGGAGGAGAUGGCCCAGCUGAGCAGCUAUGACAGCGGCCACCCCGACACUCCGGAGACUGAGGAGACUGACGGUCGAGGAGCCUCUGUGCAGCCCGCUCCAGCUCCAGUUCAGCAGAAAACCAAAACCCCUCGGGAGGAGGACUUUGAAAACAUCAAGCUGAUCAGCAAUGGUGCUUAUGGUGCGGUGUUCCUGGUGCGGCACAAGGAGACACGUCAGCGCUUUGCCAUGAAAAAGAUCAACAAACAAAACCUUAUCCUGAGGAACCAAAUCCAGCAGGCCUUUGUGGAGAGGGACAUCCUCACCUUCGCUGAGAACCCUUUUGUUGUGAGCAUGUUCUGCUCCUUUGAGACCAGACGCCACCUCUGCAUGGUCAUGGAGUAUGUGGAAGGCGGAGACUGUGCCACUCUCCUGAAGCACAUAGGGGCACUGCCAGUGGACAUGGCGCGCAUGUACUUCGCGGAGACUGUGCUGGCGCUGGAAUAUCUGCACAACUAUGGCAUUGUUCAUCGAGACCUCAAACCAGACAAUCUGUUGAUCACCUCAAUGGGACACAUCAAACUCACUGACUUCGGACUAUCUAAAAUUGGCCUGAUGAGCCUCACAACCAAUCUCUACGAGGGACAUAUAGAGAAAGACGCUCGUGAAUUUCUGGACAAGCAGGUGUGUGGCACUCCAGAGUACAUCGCCCCUGAGGUGAUUCUGAGGCAGGGCUACGGCAAGCCGGUGGACUGGUGGGCCAUGGGGGUCAUUCUGUACGAGUUCCUGGUGGGCUGUGCCCCUUUUUUCGGUGAUACGCCUGAAGAGUUGUUUGGACAGGUCAUCAGUGAUGAGAUCAUGUGGCCAGAAGAGGAGGAUGCCCUUCCUCCUGAAGCUGAAGACCUCAUUUCCAAACUCCUCAGACAGAACCCUCUGGAGAGACUGGGCACAGGGAGUGCAUAUGAGGUGAAGCAGCACCGCUUCUUUACUUACCUGGACUGGAACAGCCUCCUCAGACAGAAGGCUGAAUUCAUCCCUCAGCUGGAGUCAGAGGAUGAUACCAGCUACUUUGACACUCGGUCAGACCGGUACCACCAUGUGGACUCUGAAGAGGAGGAGGACACCAAUGAUGACGAGCACCUGGAGAUCCGUCAGUUCUCCUCUUGCUCACCGCGCUUCAGCAAGGUGUACAGCAGUAUGGAGCGUCUGUCUCUGCAUGAGGAGAAGCGCACGCCUCCUCCCACUAAGCGCAGCCUGAGCGAGGAGGGCGGAGAGCGGCUGGACAGCCUCGGUGGCCUCAAGUCCAGAGACCGCAGCUGGAUGAUAGGAUCCCCAGAGAUCCUGCGUAAGCGCCUGUCUGUGUCGGAGUCGUCGCACACAGAGAGCGACUCCAGUCCUCCCCUGACAGUGCGGCGCCGCUGCUGCUCCGCCAUCAUUGAGAUGCCCCGCUUCGCCAUCUCCGCCGAGGAGGAGGGCUCCAGCGGCCGCAAGACCCCUGUGAGGGGACCCCGCUCCGAGGAGCUGCCCCUGGCCAUCCCCGAGCUGCCUGUGGAACGGGAGCUGAAGCUGGACGAGUCACCCACCACACCAGGCUCCACCUCCAGCCAGCAGAGCCGCGCCACCCUCACACCGGGCAGCUCAGGUGAUGUGUGUGAGCGAGCGUCCCCACGGCCCUCGGCUGCAGCUGCGGACAUGUCCGAUAGCUCCACCCCUAAAGCCAUCAGUGACCUCGCAGCCCGCCGUGCCCGCCACAGACUGCUCUCCGGAGAGGCGGACAAACACACGUCUCGUCCGCUCAACAAGGUCAUCAAGUCCGCCUCCGCCACCACUCUCUCCCUCAUGAUUCCUUCAGAGCACCACGGUGCGUCGCCGCUCGCCAGCCCCAUGUCCCCCCACUCCCUCUCCUCCAACCCAUCGUCCCGCGACUCGUCUCCCAGCCGGGACCUGAGCCCAGCCAUCUGCAGCGUCAAACCCGCCAUCAUCAUCCACCGCGCCGGCAAGAAGUACGGCUUCACCCUCAGGGCCAUCCGCGUCUACAUGGGAGACAGCGACGUCUACACUGUUCACCAUAUGGUGUGGCAUGUGGAGGUAGGAGGUCCAGCCCAGGAGGCCGGCCUGCGGGAGGGAGAUCUCAUCACACACGUCAACGGGGAGGCAGUGCACGGUCUCGUCCACACUGAGGUGGUGGAACUCAUUCUGAAGAGUGGCAGUAAGGUGUCCAUAUCAGCCACGCCCUUUGAGAACACCUCCAUUAAAGUGGGCCCCGCCCGCAAGACCACUGUCAAGUCCAAAAUGGCACGCAGGAACAAGAGGACUAAGAACAAGGAAGGCCAGGACAGUAAGAAGAGGAACUCUCUGUUCCGUAAGAUCACCAAGCAGGCGUCUCUGCUGCACACCAGCCGCAGCCUGUCCUCUCUGAACCGCUCGGUGUCCUCUGGAGAGAGUGUGCCAGGCUCCCCCACACACAACCUCUCACCCCGCUCCCCAACACAGGGCUACCGCUCCACACCGGACUCCUCCCACUCAGUGGGAGGGAACUCAUCUCAGAGCAGCUCCCCCAGCUCCAGCGUGCCAAACUCCCCCGCCAGCUCGGGCCAGAUCCGGCCCAGCUCCCUGCACGGCUUGGCCCCCAAGCUCCAGCGCCAGUACCGCUCGCCUCGCCGCAAGUCCGCCGGGAACAUCCCCCUGUCGCCGCUGGCCCGCACGCCCUCCCCCACCCCCCAGAGCACCUCCCCCCAGCGCUCGCCCUCUCCCCUGUCCGGCCACCCCCACCUGGGCCAGUCCUUCCCCGUCAAGCUGCACUCCUCGCCCCCGCUCAUGCGCCACAUCGCCCGGCCCAAGAGCGCCGACCCCCCGCGCUCGCCCCUCCUCAAGCGGGUGCAGUCUGCCGAGAAGCUGGCGGCCUCCCUCUCGUCCUCCUCCCUGGUCACGUCCCUCUCCUCCUCCUCCCCCGCCGUCUCUGCCCCCUCCACCUCGUGCGGGACGUCGGGCGUGCGCAAGCACAGCCUGGACAUCAGCCACUCGGAGUUCAAGAAGGAGCUGCUGCAGCGGGAGCCCAGCCUGCAGGAGUCGGCCGGCGUGGGCAGCCUGCUGCUCGGGGGCCGCGCCGCGCCGGCCGAGAAGGGCAGCCUGCAGAAGCACUCGACCCGUAAGCUGGGCCGCCAGGAGGUGACCGAGGGCGCUGGGCCCCUGGGGCUGGCGCCCGGUAAGAGCAAGCUGAAGGACAAGCUGUCCGCCAUCCGACAGGACCGAGCCGAACGUCGAGAGUCGCUCCAGAAGCAGGACGCCAUCCACGAAGUGGAUUCGUCCGAGGACGAGACGGACGAGGGGUCGGAGGACAGCCAGGAGGGCCGGGGGCAGACCUACGUCACCCCCAGCACCUGCCUGCUGCGCCCCACUACGGUCACAGCGGCGUCCUCUACCUCCUCGGCCCUCAGACUGGGCCCCGGCCCCUCUGUGCCCCCAACUCUGGGCAUCACGCAGUCCGGUACCCCAAAGCUCCGAGCAGGCCCAGCGCCUGGACAAGGCCAGGCUGCGCCAGUGGGAAAGCCAGUAGCGUCCGACCCCAAGGCUGCUCCGUCUGCAUCUCCUGCUCCAGGCUCAGUCAACAGCUCGUCCAAAGCAGAGGUUGCUGGGAGGAUGGUGCCCACCUCCGCUCCCUCCACCCCACAGCAGAGCGCCCCCCCACCCAGUAGCUUCUCCACGCCCGGCUCCGCGUUCAUCUCCCUCACCAGAGAUCCCUUCCUGAGGCCAGCAGACCCGCGGCCCAGAUCCAGCCCCACCCUGCGGCGGGCGCCAGAGCCCAAGACCCCCUCCACACCGCCGAGCACCCCCAGGGAGUCCCAGACACCCUCGCCCUCAGGAGGGAUCACCAAGGAGAUGAAGGAGGCGGACAACCGCAGGCAGGCCAUGAGCGUCGCUGCCGCCGCCGCCUCCGUGGCGUCGUCCGCCGUGUCCGAAUGCGGAGUGGACAGAAUGGUAUCUCAGCUAGCCACCGUGGCGAAGAGCGUGCUGGGCCCGGUCAAGCUGAGCAUGCCUGGGUCCAAGGAAAGCGCCUCGUCCGACCCAAAGAGCAAAGAUCCAAAACUGGAGCGCCAGGAUUCAGCACCGAUGGCAGCAGCCGGCUCCACCUCCUCCCUGACGGCCCCCGCACUCUCCGGCUCGCCCAACAGAGCGCCUUCCUCCAGGCCCUCUGCCCCGAGGGACAGCAGUGCCCCUGGAGAGGAGCGUCAGGACAGGUCGGGGUCAGGGCCGACGCACAGCGCCCCCUCUCUGAGGUCCAGGCCUGAGGCCAAAGGCAGCACCACGCCACAAGACAAAGCCAACAAGAAGACAUAGCAGUCCCCUCCCCUCCCCUCCACUAGACUGUCAAGGACUUUUGACUCACAAGUGCAUGUUGGAACCCAACAUUACAGACUUUUACCAUACACUAAUCUGAACAGUAAAUAAGGAUAUAUAAAAAAUGAUACAAACAUAACUGCUCCAUUCCUUGUCCAGUGUUGCGUAUAUCCAGUGUGAAUGAACCAUUCUGUGUCAGACCCUACUCUCCACACAUGCUUCUUGUUUUUAAUUUGAUAUUUGGGAUCGUUUGUCUUUUCUCUACAAAACAAUGGGGCUAGAAAUAAGCUGAAUGUUGUAAAAUAUUCACACAUAGAUAUAUACACACUCUCACAUAUACACUUGAACUAUAGGGACACAAUCUGAGGCCAUGUUUUUACCCUAACAGAUCUGGUUGUGCCUUAAAGAAAAUAUGAUCAUUGCUGUUCAUCUGCAUGUCAACCUACCUGUGAUUUCUAUAGGGGGUUAAAGGAUGUAUCUCAGCAAUAAAGUAGCGUAUGCUUAGCAAUUUGUACAAACACAUCACAUAAGCACCAUCUGCAUCAGCUACUUGGCAAACAAAUGCAUAUCCCAGCAUCCUUUGUUCACGUACUGUGACCAUAGAGUCUGUGAGUUGAAGGCUCCUCGUUCAUAAGCUUGCCUGCUGUGCUUCACCUGCACUUUGUGGUUCAGUCAUCCAUUCUCUUCUCAAAACACUUCUCGUUUUAUCAGUUUAGUGUCUGUAAGCCAAUAUGAAUGUUUACUGGUAACGUCCUAGGAUAGAUUAGCAGUAUCUCAGCAUGAUAAAAAAAAUAAUACCUCUUUGUGUGUGUGUCUGUGUGAUUAAGUUUAUCAAUCGAAUUUGCCAGUGUUGCACAUGAGAUUUUGUUGUGAAGUUUGUGCAUAGAAAAAUCACUAUAGCACCAUCAUAUGUUAACAUGUGAAUAGGCCUGCUGAGCAUAUUUGUAAACUGAUGUAGUUAGUAGUCUAAUGAAACUAAACUCUCUUAUUUUAGUAUACUUAGUCUAGUUGUAAGAGGAGCAUCAUCAUCUGUAUAAAGGAAACAGUUAAUCACACUCCGUGUAAGAAUGAGUGUGUGUUUAAAGUCCAAUUUUCCAAAUCACUCUUCAGCUGCUCACCUCUGAAACCUAUUAAGUGACCAGACUAGACCGACAUCUCAACCCUCAGGCUUCUUAAUCGUAACACUCGUGGGUGAAAACUGGAAGGAAAUAACACACACCUCAUGAGGCUUUAGGGCCAUGGUUGUGACUCGUGUCUGAGAGGCGCUCCAGUAGACCACUAGCUUAAUUUCUAGCCCCUUCUGUCCCCUGUGUUCACUUUGUUUGCUUUUGUUUGCAACGAAAUCAGCCCAAUGUUUUUAGCUCUGGACCAAUUUGCUGUGUUUUCACUGUAUCUGUGUUGCCUCUUAUCUGAUAAGGUUACCUGACUAUAUGCUCUGUGUGAAUGUGUUGUGUGUGUACAUAGGUGAUUGGGGUGAUUGUGUGUAUAUAUAUAUAUAAAUGAAUAUGUACAAAUCUUUUCUGUGUUUUAUACGCUGCAGUAUUGAGAGUGUGUGUCUGUAAACUAGGUUAGCCUCUGUGUAUGUAUUGCACCUGUGCUGUCUAAUCCUGCCCUUUGUGAAGUGCUGGGCCGGAGGGCAGCUUUGCACAAAAAAAGCAACCCCCCUUUUUUUUAACUUUUUGGUUUGUGUGUGUGUGUAUUCUUUUCUCCUUUUCAAGGAAAACAAUAAAUUGGCCAAUCAGACCCUAUCCCUCUGAGGUGUUGACCAAUCCCUAGACCUCUUGGGGUGUCGUGCACCUCAGUUAUACCUUUUGAACCCUUAAUGGUUCCCCGUUCUAAUUCUGUGGUAUAUCCCGUUAUGUGUUAUUGUAUGUUGUUUUAAACUUGUUUUAAAAUGACACAGCCAGACUCUCCCCCUUUCUCAUCGUUGUCUGACUGCCACCAUUAGGACACUUGCUUUAGCAGUGUCCUCCACCCAGUCACUGUUCAGCUUGCAAGGUCAUGUGGCUACAGUCUGGGUGCAGGCGUGUGCAUUGUGUUUACAUAUCUUUACCUCAGAAAAGCCACUAACUUGAGCCACAUUGCAGUGCCAAUGUCCAUGGCUGCUCACUCUUGACCUGGCCGUAGUGUUUAAGCCUAUCUAAGCCACAUAUGUUAGCAGCCAGAGUGCUUUUACUGAGUUGUGUCCAUGGGUAGCAUGAACUUCAUAUGGGUCUGUAUGUGCAGCAGAUAAAGACCUUCUGCAUACGAGUCCAUAAUGUCUGAUGAAUCUUACAUAAGAAAAGAGCAGGGCACUGAGUGAAGGUUAACAGCGAUGCUCAAACCCUCCCUGACCGAUGAAGUUAAAGUUGGUGAUGCAAAAGAAAAAGGUUCUGUGAUCAACAUGUCUCCCUUCUUUGGUUGUCUCAGAUUCCUUCAGUCUGUAGAACUCUUCAGGCUCCCUGACAAAAAAUGCCAUUGCUACUCCAACCCUUAUGAUGAGGCUAAGAAUUUUAAGAAUGUAUGAAAUUAUAUGUUAUGGGUUGUUGGUAUAUAAUGUAAUUUGCGUUAAGCCUGUUACAGAGCCUCCAUUAGAUUUUUUUUUUUUGAAAAUGCACAGUAGAUGAUCUUGUGCUGUUUUGAGAAGAACUUCACGGUGUGAUGGAUAAUUGUUAUUUUGAGAGUGGCAGGGUGAACAGAUAAUUCCCAAACAAAAUAUGUAAGAAUCAUUCCAUGUGUGGUACUGUGGUCAUUCAGUUCUCUGCCAGGAGAAGAGUAAAACUAUAGUGGAUCUUCAAGAAAAAUUCUAUGUGGAGCAAGAAUGUAUAUGUUUACAAAUUGUAGCGCAGUGUAUGUCAUUAGAGUAUGUUGUUCCUCUGGAAGUCGGUCUAUGGCACGUUUGCCUCUCUCUAUCUCUUUCUAAUCAGUGGCUGUCUGCAGCCUUCAGCCACACAUUUCUGUCUGAAAUUGAAAUGUGAUUUUUCAUGUGAUGGACACACACACUCCCAUGUGUAACUGCCAUCAGUUCUAGAGAGGGCUGGUGUGUCAGUAACCCCUGCCCCCAACUCCUCAUUAAUCUACAGCCACUGCCCUGUUGACUACACAGCUGUCAAUCCUCAAACAGCCACUAAACACAAACUCAGAUCCUAGGCACACAAAACACACAAUGAACCACACUCAUUGACUGGAAAUAUUUUGAUUAGGAUACUAGGAUUCUGAAUCAGUGUCUCUAAAUUCCUCCUCCCUAUUGAACGUGAUGUACUUUAGUCUUUGUCGCCCACAUUUCUCGCACACCCACAACUCACACAGACACAUUAGUAUUGCACUCCCAUCAGUUCAGAUAAAGAGGUGUGUGUGUGUUCUCCUUUCUGUGUGCUUUCUUGUGGCCACAGCAGAUUACUGAGCCAGUGUUGGGGCGUUGGCCUUUGCCACACAGCUGAUGGCUGGUACGGAGCGAACUGACACUUGUGGGCUGAGUGUAAGAGACAUUCCUCUGGUGUUUAAACAGGAUGCCUGAUCCGCACUGUGUACAGUAGCCUGUGCUUAUCAUCAUGGUAUUAAGGGAAGGGUGGCAGUAGAGUAUGUAGUAUGUAUGAUGGACAUGAGUUUGGGGGAAGAGGAUAUAAUGCUAGAGUAACCAGUGCAAUAUCUUUUCAUUUUCUAUUGUGGUAUAAGCAUGUUUGUUGUCAUUUUCCCUUUAGAAGUAAUAAAGUUUUUAUGUAAAAAGUA